AUGGACGAGGGACAAGGACCGCAACAUGGUGUCUACGUGGGUAAAGCCAAGGAUGUCACCUGUCCUGGGGAUCAUGUGACUUACGAGUUCGUAAUCUACAACGCACACAGGUGCAGCUUGGAGUGCGUACCAGAGAAGAAUUACUUUCAUGGAGGGCAACCACCUUGGAAAUGCGAGGGCAAUUACGAGGUGGACGAAGAAACUGUUGUCAUGGAAGUCACGAAGCAGGACAUCACUGGCCCUCGCCGUGAUACGGAUGUGAAAUUGGAGACUGGCAAGGACAAAGAGCUGUUCUACCGCAAGACACGCCUUGCUUGGGUUGGUGCUCCGCCACCUCUUCCUUCACAGGAUCCGGUGAAAUUGAAGAAAGUCCAACUCCAAAAAGAAGAAGAGGAAGCAGCUCGUCGAAAGCUCGAACUGGAAGCAACCCGUGAGGAGAUGGAAAAGGAGCGUGCAAGACAAGAAGAACAGGCCCAAAAGGAAAAGGAAGAGCUUGAGAAGUUGCGGGACGAGCUGCGGCGCCAAAGGCAACUGCAAGAGGAGGAGGCGGCCCGACGACGCGAAGAGCUGGAGAAGCAGAAGGAUGAGUUGAGGGCUAUUGAGGAGGAGAAAGCACUUUUAGCGAAACAGCGCCAAGAAGAGUUGGAAAGCCAAGAGGCACAAGAACGUGAGGCCAAGCAAGUACAAGAGGAGCUCCAAAAGCAGAGAGAGGCUCUCAAAGCACUAGAGCGGGAGAGGGAGGAGCUGAAUGAGAAAGAAGCGAAGCAAAAACAACAGCUGCAGGAGGAGCGAAAACAAGAGGCUGCACGCUUGGCUGCUGAGGCUGAUGCUCAGAGAGAGGAGAUUGAACGGCGAAGACAAGAGCUGCAAAACCUGGAGGCUGCCAGAGAUGACAUCUUGGCACGGAAGAUGGAGGAGGUUGGUGCUGGAAGCUGCUGGGAGUUGUCCCGUGCGGCCACAGAUGGAGGGAUUUUGGAUGAGAUGCUGGGUGCGGCUCCCGUGGCCACUGUUGCCCCUGUGGCAACUGUGGCACCCGUGGCGCCGGUGCAUCCCACACCGAAAGUCAUCGUUUCAGUCAACAAGCCACAAUGGCAAGUCUCAACGGCUUGUGCAGAUGACAUUGCGUCCUUUAUCCGCCGAACCGCAGAAAUGUCUGGAUACCUUUCGGAUUCAGUGUUCACUUGUGGAAAUGUGGAUGGUUCGUGUCCGCAAACCAUCUCAAAUGCAAUUGCCAAGACUGCCGAAGCAACUCAUUACAUCGCGCUGAUGGAGCUCACUUGCUUCGACCGCCUGCAGUGUACCUUCAUCGUCUUCCAGUUCCUGUCCGCAGGCAUCAAGGCAGCCAAGAACAUCGAUACAGCAGUGUUCCGAUGUGACAUGGCCGAUGGAGAUGGCGAUGACGGCGAUGACGGCGAUGAUGGCGAUGAUGGCGGCGAUGAUGGUGGAGACGAUGGUGGAGACGAUGGUGAUGGUGGUGACGGAGGCGAUGCAGGCGAUGGAGGUGCUUCAGACCAGGCACCUCCAGCUCUGACGCCCGAACAGGUUGCGGCUCUUUACCCAAAUGGGACACCAAAACCAAGUCGACGUUUGGAGGCGGCCUUGCGGGGCGGCCCUGCACCCAAGACAGGCCGCAUUAGCUUUUCUCGCUCUGAGCGUCGCUUCACAUCGGAGCUACAGAAGUGGGCCGAGCAGCAGCAAGAGGAGCUCCGCAAGCAUCGAGAAGAGCUUCACGCGCUGGAGGCAGAGCGAGAGGAGAUGCUGAAGAAAAAGUUGGAAGAGCAACAGAAGCUACGGGAGGUCCAAGACCAAGAAGCCCAGGAAGCGCAGCGCUUGCGCGCGCAGCGCUUGCGCGAGCAGCGCAGCCGCGAGGCCAUGGAGCAGGAGGCGGAGAUCCAACGAAAACGCCGGGAGCGCGUGCUGGGAGUUUGGGGUUGGGAUGGUCAUGCGCUGCAGGAGCUGGAAAUGGAGCGGGAAGUUGCCAUGAGGGCAAAGGAGGAGGAAGAGAAGCGCAUUGAAGAGGAGAAGGCAGGCUAUGCCCGCCUAUGCAUGAGGGGUUUACACGGUCUCAUGACAAGUCUGACAAGUCAUGAGUUGUUCGAAGAGGAUGAGGCCAGACGCGAGGCUGAAGAGAAGGCUCGAGAACGGUUGGCUGAGGCCAUCCAGGAGCAACAGCAAGAGAUAGAACAACGAAAGCAAGAGUUGAAGGCCUUGCAGAGUGCACAUGAUGAGGUUGCUCAACGGUCCCAAGUUUUCCAAGAGGAGCAGCGGAAGGAGGCGGCACGCGCAGAGGAAGAGAGGGCUCGCGUCGCAGAGGAAGCUCAAAAGCAAGAGGAGCAGCUAGCCCAGAAGCGAGCCGAGCUGAAGACGCUGGAAGAGCACCGGGCAGCAGCGCUGCAAAAUUUAGAGGAGGAGGAGAGGAUCAGAGAAGAGAAGGAUCGCUUGGCAAAGGAGGAAGCUGCAAGACGUGAGGAGGACACGGUCGGGCUGCAGAUGCUGAUUGAUCAAUGGGAAGCCCAGAAGAGGCAUCAGGAACUUGAACGCCGUAAGAGCAUUUUCGCCUGGAUUGCCUUCAACCGUGAUGGCUUUGCGGACAACGUCUCCUGGCGUCAGGCACAGAAGUACCAGCAGAAGAAUUACAACAUCAGCUGGAUCGCCAUUGCGCGAGAUGACAUUCGGGACAUGAUGGGCAUUUCAAUCCACCGAAUCAACAAUUACAUGAUUGUGGCGACCUUGAUUCUCAGCGUUGCUGCUGGAGCUUUGCUCAGCGUUUCCUUCAGCCCCGAGUGUCCUGGUUUCAUUGUCUUCGCUUUCUACCUUUGCACUGGGAUCUCCUUGAUGUUCUUGAUGGAGUCAAUCAUGUUUGGUGUGAAAGGGCAGAACUCGGCUUUCACCAACACCAUGAAGCUCUUGACUUACCAGGUUCGUCCAGAGAACCCAGCAGAAUACAGCCACGACUACAUGAAGCAGUCACAAUGGGUGGAGCGAAAUGGCCUCAGCGCAUUGUUUCGCAUCCCUGGGAUUUUGCCAUCCUAUGACACUGAUAGCGGCCAGGACAAGACCAAGGGUCUGAAAGACUAUGUGGAUGACAUCGUUGAAGAAAGUCGCUCCAGUUUUCAUUACGGUGGAAAUGCAAAGGGACGCCCCAAGAUUGCGGAGAAAAAACGGACGCACUUGGGCAGCAAAGCCACCGGCAAUUUUGAUGAGGAUGACAUCAAUCUGGAAGAGGCAACACCAUUAGAGUCCUUGGUGAUGCGCACCUCGCACACUUGGUACCUCUCAAAAUUUGCGGAAUUCAUGCGUCUGUGGCAUCCCUACGACAUGUAUGCAAAGUACUCCAUGGGCCUGGGGAUACUGUGCUUGGGGCACAGCAGCGCUUACUUCGCCUUGGGCUAUCUGUCGGUGCAGGGCUACUACUUGACAGAGUAUGCCGCAACUGUAAUCACUUUUGCCUUCAUCUUUAUGGUGGUGCUCAUCAUUCAGAGCACCUUCAGUGCUCCUCGCAGAUUCGUGCGCAUUGCAGCUGUGCUGGGUGUGUCGCUUGGACCUGCUUGUGCCACCAUCGCUGCAGUGGUUGUGAGUGACGUCGCCAAGCAGAUCUUGGUGCCGGCGGCCUAUGCAUCGCAUUUUCUCUUGUGGGUGCUGGUGUAUUACGUUGCUCACCAGAUGCCAGAUUCCCACACACACUUUAUACGCCCUGGUGAAGGGUUUUGGAGCAAUAAACACAAGAAAAAGGAGAAAAAUAAUCAGGAUCCACCGAGUGAUCGGGGCCAUCCUCCUGAUCUGGAGAGCGAGCCCCAAGAAUCCCAAGAUAGCCACCACCGCUGGAAGAAACAAGAAGAACACUAUCACCAAGAAUGGCGGCGGAAUUUGCCAACAAUGAGCAAGACCCAGUACCUUGAGCAAUCGCCAUGUGCACGAAGUUCUCUUCGGGCUUUGACCUGUGGCAAUGGGAACCUGCCGUGUGAUGGGCCAUCUGCCAUCCCAGAGGAACCUGAGCCAAAACCUCAAGGGGAAGGGUCCUUCAAAGACUACCAGGAUGAAUGUAAAUCCCAACGCGGUGAUGUAGUAGGCUGGCCUACAGAUGAAGAUGAGUUUUCAAUCAAUGCUGAGAAGACCAAGAGUCAUAUCAAGAGCACUGCCCAUUGCACAAUUCUGGCCACUAUUUGCCUCUGGCUGGCCAUGGUCAUUUGGUCCAUUCUGACUUAUUGGUUCGCGCCCUACGAAGUGCCUGCCAUGUAUCUUGAGCUUGCAAGGCCGCCACAAGUCCAGUGGCCCAGUGCUUCCUUCAGGCCUAGACUGCUGGCGUGCAAAGAGCCCAUUGCCGUCAUGUCAGAUGGCUACAAGCUCUUUGAGUUUGAUCUCGCUUCAGAGUCCACGAAACCCAUUAGUUGUCCUGGGCUGCGUGGCCGUGUCAGUGAUGUUAGUCUGUCCUGCACUCCAGAAGGAUGUGUUCCCGUUGCUUUGGCUGGAAAUCGCGUGGUACACUGCAAGUCCGGCCCAAUGACUGUGCAAGACAGCCUGGCACAAUUCACUGUACUUGGUGAUGGCGCAACCUUCCAAGAGCAACGAUUAGUCAGCGCAAGAUCUUCCGAGCUAAUCUCCUACUCUUGGUCAGACGAUGAAUGGCAGACAGAUGCCUUUCUGGGCUAUGCUCGCUUCCUUGCAGAGCUUGGUGGCGUUGACAACCGGAAGCUUCACUCCGACGAGGGAUUGAUCGCUUUGGACGAGUUCCCGGAGACCGGACAUUUGAUGUUUUUUCGUCGGGUCCCAAACUUGAAGGCCAGCGUGCAGCUGCGCGAUCCGGUGGAUCUCACGCUGAAGAGUCAGUGGCAUCUACCACCUGAUCUCCCAGCCGUCCAAGCUGCCUGUGCCUACGAUUCCAUGUCCAUUUUGGUGUUGCUGAACUCCAGCGCAGAUCCGGAUCUUCCGCGAAGUGUGCAGAGAUUGCACUUUGGAACCAAAUGA
Cladocopium goreaui is the source of this 4965-nucleotide messenger RNA. The record is from the annotation of a GenBank genome assembly. Lineage: Eukaryota; Dinophyceae; Suessiales; Symbiodiniaceae.